GAACCAGACCAGCUCUUUACUCCAGCUCCGUACCUGGACUCACCACAGCACCACAGUCUGAUCCGGAUCAAGUCCAGAAAGGAUCCACUCUGGACUCUUCCAGAUGCAAACAGCUGUUUCCUCAUUCCUGGGAUGUUUGUUCAAACUUCAUGUGACAAUGAUUUAUAUUCCUAGAAGCCUCAGAGGUGCAUUAAACUGAGUCUGCGCACUGUGAAGACAGUUCUGCACAAACUUUUCUGCGCACGUGCUCCCUGCUGAGGAUGUGAGUCGCGCGCUGCGGUCCAGGUGAGAUGAGACGAUGUCCUUUACGCACCGGCUCGCGCUGCUGCUGCUCUGCUGCUGCUGCAUCCACACGACAAACGGCAGGUUUCUACUCUGCCAGUUCGCCUGGGAGAUGGAGCGAGCCAGGACAGAGUGUCACACGCAACUGCAGCAAGAGACCCCCGAUAGCACAGGAUGUCACGGCGAGUGGGACAAUGUCUCUUGUUGGCAGAGCGCCGCCGUCGGAGAGGUGAUGACCCUCCCCUGCCCGUCCCCCAUCGUACGGCUGUUUGGGAAAAACGGUUUGAUCAGCAGGAACUGCACAGAGAGAGGCUGGUCGGACGUUUACCCCAUCAUCACCGCCGCCUGCUGGCCAGACGACACAGACGAACCCUCUGAGUCUCCCUCUCUCUCUCUCUCUCUCUGCACAGAUGCGUAUAAUGAGAACGACCUGAUGCUGUACUGGAAGAACGGGAACGACUCUCUGAGGACGGACGAGAUCGUCUUGUCUCAGUUCUUCAUCGAGCAUUUCCACGCCUCCAGUGGCCUGGCCUUCUACAGCAGCACCGGUUGGUACAACCGUCUGUUCAUCAACUUCAUCCUGCGGAGACACAUCUUCUUCUUCAUGCUGCAGACGUACUUCCCCACCAUGCUGAUGGUGGUUCUGUCCUGGGUCUCCUUCUGGAUCGACAGGAGGGCCGUCCCCGCUCGUGUGUCUCUGGGUAUCACCACGGUGCUCACAAUGUCCACCAUCAUAACCGGAGUGUCCUCCUCCAUGCCUCAGGUGUCGUACGUGAAAGCGGUGGACAUCUACCUGUGGACCAGCUUCCUGUUCGUCUUCCUCUCUGUGAUCGAGUACGCGGCCGUGAACUACUGCACCACUCUGGAGGAGAUGAGGAAGAUGAAGAGGGGGAAGAUCCCAUCCACGUACAACGCCAGCCAGGCGAUGGCCUUCGACGGCUGUUUCCACGACAAUGACAUGGAGCUGACUCCGUUCCCCCGCAUGGCACCCACCCUGACCUCUGACCCCCUCACCAGUCCACCCCAAAGCCCCGACAUCCGCCCCAUGGAGGGGACUCGGCUCCGGCGGCAGCGCUCUGUGCGGGAAAACGUGGACCUGCUGGUCAGCAACAGCUACAUGAUCGACUCGUACUCCCGCCUGGCCUUCCCGCUGUCCUACCUGCUCUUUAACGUCAUCUACUGGAGCCUGUACUCCUGAUCCUCCUGAUCCUCCACAUCAGGAGCUGAGCACGCAGCAGAGAGAGAGCCUCACUGACUCUUCUUAAUCACAGGAGCCGGGCAACACAUGGAGGAGAAAAGUCAGGACAACUUUAGGAGCCGAUAACUGACACGGGCCCUGAAGAACAUCAGAACAUUUGUGUUCCAGGGGUCCAGAAUCCCCGGCUCCAUCACUAAUCUUCUUCACAGCAGACAGAAAAACACUCCAGUGUCUCGGUGCAGGAACUCUAAACUGUCCUCGGUUGAAACUGGACGUUUGUCUCGUUGGAUUGGGUUGAAUCCUGACACAGAAACACAUCCUGAUAUCUUUUAAUAAUCUGAUCAUGUAACUCUGAUUUUCUGAUUGUUCAGGAUCAUGUAGGAGUGAAUCCAUGUGGACUUCAGGGCCAUGAGGAUAUGAUGUUUUGUAAGCCUGCUGGGGUCACAAAUAAAAACUACCACACUAAAGAA
Notolabrus celidotus (New Zealand spotty) is the source of this 1950-nucleotide messenger RNA. Its product is annotated as gamma-aminobutyric acid receptor subunit rho-3. Bases 299 to 1480 code for a protein of 393 amino acids. Gene Ontology annotation, biological process: G protein-coupled receptor signaling pathway; regulation of membrane potential; chemical synaptic transmission. The transcript has 9 exons. The record is from RefSeq and is a predicted model, not a curated record. Gene Ontology annotation, molecular function: neurotransmitter receptor activity; extracellular ligand-gated monoatomic ion channel activity; GABA-A receptor activity. Lineage: Eukaryota; Metazoa; Chordata; Actinopteri; Labriformes; Labridae. Gene Ontology annotation, cellular component: membrane; neuron projection; GABA-A receptor complex.